CCCGCCCGCCAGCCGGCGGGUGGUUAGGGAGCGGGGGUUGGGGGGUGAGCGCGCGUUGGAGACGCAGGGAGAGAAAAAGGAAGAGAGAAGAGAAGACGUGGGAGAGGUUAAUUCGGGAGACAGCGACGCACAGCCGAGGGCUGAGGGAGCGUGUGACGAAGAUCCAGGACGUAAAUCAACAUCAAUGGCGGCCGUGCCAGGGAUCAAUGACGGAGAGAACAAGAAAGACUCUGUCAUCUCACUGGAAGAAUUGAGACUGCACAACUCAGCAGAGAGCUGCUGGAUUGCGAUCCACGACAAGGUUUAUGACAUCACAAGCUGGCUCUCACAGCAUCCUGGUGGUAAAAUGGUCUUGAUGGAUGUGGCGGGGUUGGAUGCUACGGAUGUAUUUAUGGCAGCCCAUGCGAAGCAGGUUGCUGGCUACCUGCCCAGGUUUUAUAUUGGCAGGCUGGCUUCGAACCCACUACCUGAUCACCUUGCAGAUUUCAGACACAUCAGGUUAAAGAUGGAGGCAGAUGGUAUGUUCAAGACGAAUUACUGGUUCUAUAUUCGGCUCGUCUCGGUGCUGGCUACGUUCUUCAGUCUCGCGGUGUGCGGAGUUGUUUUCAGCAAGUCGACAGCCGUUCAUGCAGCGUCGGCAUUCCUUCUAGGAGUCGUCUUGAACCAGUUCAGCUUCAUUGGACAUGAUGCUGGGCACAAUGGAAUAUCUGGCAAAAGGUUGGUGGAUAGCGCAUUCGGACUUCUUGCAGGGAACACCUUGACUGGAAUAGGGAUUGGAUGGUGGAAGUCGACUCAUAACAUUCACCACAUCGUGUGCAACAGCAGGGACUACGACCCAGAUAUUCAGCAUAUGCCUGUGUUUGCAGUGUCCUCAAAGAUGUUCAAUAACUUGUACUCCCAUUUUCACAAGCGGCGGAUGAACUUUGACUCUGUGGCGCGGUUUCUGGUCAGCUAUCAACACUUUACGUAUUACCCCAUCAUGGCCGUUGCGAGAGUGAAUCUGUAUCUACAGACAUGGAUUCACAUAAUCAAAGGAGAGAAGAACUUUCUAUGGGUGAUGGAGAUCCUGGGGGUUGCGGCGUUCUGGACCUGGUACUUAAGUCUCCUCUCGUUCCUGCCAAGCUCGGGAGAGAAGGCCAUGUUUUUUUUAAUAUCGCACGCUGCUGGCGGCAUCCUACACGUACAGAUCUGCGUGAGCCAUUUUCCUAUGCCUACUUUCGAAGGGCGGCCGGAUGACGUGUCGUUUGUCGUCAAUCAGUUGCGUGGCACUCUGGACAUUGACUGUCCCACCUGGUUGGAUUGGUUCCAUGGCGGGCUUCAGUACCAAGUCAUACAUCAUCUGUUUCCACGACUGCCUCGUCACAACCUGCGAAAAGUGAGAGCUAUCAUUGAGCAAUUCUGCAAAAGGCACGACCUCAAGUAUCAUUCAUUUACGUUCCUGGAUGCAAAUAUAGCUUUGCUUAAAUGUCUUAAAAAGGCUGCGCUGGAGGCACGGGACUACACGAAGCCUGCUCCUGAACUGAAGCAGACAAUGUUGUGGGAAGCACUGAAUGCGCAGGGAUGAGAGGCAUCUCUCCCCCACCAUACCCCCGGGGCUUCCAGCUUGGCUUUACGUGAAGUUCUUUUGCCGCUUUCUGCCGGGGCACAUUCAUCUGACAGUGAGUGCGGAUUAAGCUAGCUGGAUGCGACUAUCUGGAUUGAAGAGGAUAUGCUUUCAGCUCAGCUCGGGGAAGUGUGAGCACAUCGAAAAGAGAGAGAACAUUUCACGCAAGGUGGUGUUUACUCCCAUUACACACGA
This is a messenger RNA of Chara braunii, 1798 nucleotides long. NCBI's taxonomy places the organism in Eukaryota, Viridiplantae, Streptophyta, Charophyceae, Charales, Characeae. The record is from the annotation of a GenBank genome assembly.